Molecule: messenger RNA, 961 nt
Organism: Argentina anserina (silverweed cinquefoil)
Lineage: Eukaryota; Viridiplantae; Streptophyta; Magnoliopsida; Rosales; Rosaceae
Exons: 8
Coding region: 97-774 (225 amino acids)
Biological process (GO): chaperone-mediated protein complex assembly; protein folding
Cellular component (GO): cytosol; nucleus
Molecular function (GO): protein-folding chaperone binding; Hsp90 protein binding
Source: RefSeq, a predicted model, not a curated record
ACCACUCUUGGCUCCCGAAAAAAGAAGGAAGACGAAGAAGAAGAGGGGUUUUAUCUCCAGCUUCUAGGGUUUUAUCUAUUAAUUUCCACCUAAAUCAUGAGUCGUCAUCCUGAGCUGAAGUGGGCCCAGAGGGAGGACAAGGUCUUCCUUACUGUGCUUCUGCCCGAUGCCAAGGACGCCAAGGUUAAGCUUGAGCCUGAAGGUGUGUUCGUCUUCUCUGCUAGUGCUGGCGCAGAGAAUCAUCAGUAUGAGCUGAAACUCGACCUUUUCGACAAGGUUAAUGUAGAGGAAAGCAAAAUAAGUAUUGGAGUUAGGAGUAUUGUCUGUAUUGUGGAGAAGGCAGAGAAUGUUUGGUGGAGUAAGCUGCUGAAAGGAGCUGGGAAGACACCGCAUUAUGUUAAAGUGGAUUGGGACAAAUGGGUAGACGAAGAUGAGGAUCCUCCAGCAGCUGCUGAUGACAUGGGUAUGGGAGGCAUGGAUUUCUCGAAAUUUGGUGGCAUGGGAGGUGAUGAUCCAAUGGGCGGAAUGGGCGGUAUGGGUGGUAUGGGUGGAAUGGGCGGGAUGGAUUUCUCGAAACUUGCUGGCAUGGGAGGUGAAGGUGGAAUGGGUGGGAUGGAUUUCUCGAAAUUUGCUGGCAUGGGAGGUGAAGGUGAAAUGGGUGACUUUGAUGAUAGUGAUGAUGACCAAGAAGUGUCCAAGCCAGGAGAACCGGAUGCUGGCAAGAGUGAAGCUGCUUCCUCAGGAGAGAAGAAGGAAGCUACACCAAGCACAUGAUUUUCGUGUUGUUUCCGUUUUUUUUUUGGGUUUGGUCUACAUAACUGAUGCCUGCUUCAUGGUUGAAGCCAGUGGUUUUCCAGCAUUAGUUACUUCGUGUGUUUGAUCUAACUUGUGAAGCUAUUCUGCUAGAUCAUGCUUAUAGACCGACAGAUGCCUAUGUAUGUGAAUUAUGGAUUUAUCAAUA